Molecule: messenger RNA, 1144 nt
Organism: Zingiber officinale
Lineage: Eukaryota; Viridiplantae; Streptophyta; Magnoliopsida; Zingiberales; Zingiberaceae
Product: NAC domain-containing protein 21/22-like
Exons: 3
Coding region: 117-971 (284 amino acids)
Biological process (GO): regulation of DNA-templated transcription
Molecular function (GO): DNA binding
Source: RefSeq, a predicted model, not a curated record
UCAUGCUACUGACCACCCUCUUCAGAUUUGGGAUUCCAUCUCGAUUACUUUUCUUAUCUUCUUCUUCUUCUUCUUCUUCUUCUUUCUUCUCGAAUUCAUAGCAUCGCAGGAGCAGCAUGAGCUCCUUGAGUAUGAUGGAGGCCAGGCUGCCUCCAGGUUUCCGAUUCCACCCGCGAGACGACGAGCUAAUCUGCGACUACCUUGGGAACAAAGUGAAGGGGGAAGCAGCUAGGAACCAUGGCGUCUACGGCUACCCAGUGAUCGUCGACGUCGAUCUCAACAAGUGCGAACCGUGGGACCUUCCCGAAGUGGCAUGUGUUGCGGGUAAGGAGUGGUAUUUCUUCAACGUCAAAGACCGCAAGUACGCGACCGGGCAGCGAACAAACCGAGCCACCAAGUCGGGCUACUGGAAGGCCACCGGGAAAGACCGGCAGGUGAACCGAAAGGGUGUGCUUGUCGGAAUGAGGAAAACUUUGGUGUUCUACGAAGGCAGGGCCCCGAAGGGCAGUAAGACUGAUUGGGUCAUGCAUGAAUUUCGCAUGGACGAAUCCCCUAGCCCAUCCAAAUUCUCCUUCAAGGAAGACUGGGUUUUGUGCAGGGUAUCCUUCAAGAGCAGAUCAGUGAUGAUGAAGACCGACAUUGAGAAAUACAAAGAUGAUACAAGCUCUUCCUCCUUGCCUCCCCUCAAAGAUGCCUACAUAUCCUUCGAUCACGCUCUGCGUGGCUUAGAGGGGUAUGAGCAAGUGCCCUGCUUCUCCAACCUCUACUCUGACAGUGCUGCAGCUCAUCCUAUGGCCACAACAGACCCAGAUCACACCGAUAAGAAGCUCGUCAAGAACUCCUUGAACCAGUUCACCUCAAUAUUGGAAGGGUAUUCCAAACAUGAUCAGCAACCACCGAAUAUGAGUCAAGAAAACUUGGAGAGCUACUUGAGAGAAAAUGGAGGUUGCUAUAUGUGGAAUCCCUUUUGAACUUGUUAAAUGAUGAAGUAUCAUGAGUGUGCAUGGCACAUGUACACAAGGGCCUCUUGAUGCAUUCCUUACAUAUGGAGGGAAUGGAGACUAUUUUCCAGUGUGACUACGUGGCAUAUUAUAUUAUGAUUCUUUGUAAUAAUGUGAUUUGGAAGAGGAAAAGAUUAGCCUAA